Molecule: messenger RNA, 1827 nt
Organism: Miscanthus lutarioriparius
Lineage: Eukaryota; Viridiplantae; Streptophyta; Magnoliopsida; Poales; Poaceae
Source: the annotation of a GenBank genome assembly
AUGGCCACCUUCUUCUCCUUCAAACCACAGCACCGCAGCAGCAGGAUCUACCAUAUUAUUCCUGCCUCCGAAUCGAAGUCGCUCCGGCGAUCCGGAAGCAUUUCAUGGAGUUGGAAGAAGCACAGAAGGUUGCAACAACGCUGCCAACGGCAGCAGGAUUCCAACCCAAGAACAGAGCAAGAUCUUGACGAUGAGGGUGACAGCCGGCUGAGCCAAAACACCGGCAUUUUCCACCCAUCUAUAUGGGGGGAUUUCUUCCUUGGCUACUCUAGCCCUGAAGCUUCGUCCCAACAAAAGACUUGGAUGGAACGAGCUGAUGAACUGAAGGAAGAAGUGGCUCUAAUGAUAGCAGCAACUUCAACCAUGGGUAGCCUGCAUGAGAGGCUGCAUUUCAUAGACACGUUGGAGAGCCUGUGCUUGGAUCACCUGUUCGAAGAAGAGGUCAAUGCUGCAUUAUCACAAAUUGAGACUGCUGAUGUCAGUGACUGUGACAUUGGGACAGUAUCUCUCUGGUUAUAUCUACUUCGGAAACACCGAUACAGGGUUUCACCAGAUGUGUUUGUGAGGUUCAAAGAUGCGGAGGGAGGUUUCUUAGCAAACAAGCCUAUAGACCUACUGAGGCUCUACAAUGCUGCGCAUUUUAGGACCCAUGGGGAGAUAAUACUUGAUGAAGCUAUAACAUUCACAAGAAGUCGUUUGGAGAUAAUACUGCCCUACUUGCAAGGGUCGUCAUUAGCAUAUGAAGUAAAAUCCGCACUCGAGAUCCCACUACCUAGAAGGGUUAGAAUCUAUGAGUCAAAGCAUUAUAUCUGUACAUAUGAGAAAGAUGGAACACUGCAUGAGAAGGUAUUGCAACUUGCAAAGUUGAGUUCAAAUAUUCUGCAGCUCCAUCAUCAGCAAGAGCUGAAUAUCCUUACAAGAUGGUGGGAGGAUAUAAAGAUCGGAUCGAAACUUCCUUUCGCCCGAGAUAGAAUAGUGGAGUGUUUUUUAUGGAUCUUAGGAGUAUACUAUGAACCAUGUCAUUCAAGAGCCCGGAUAAUAUUGACAAUGAUUAUUGCCAUUGUGACACUCUUGGAUGAUAUUUUUGAUUCUUAUGGAACUCUAGAAGAAUGUGAGUUACUCACUAAUUGCAUUGAAAGCUGGGAUCCCAAAGGGGCUCAAGACCUCCCUGGUUGCAUGAAAUUUGCUUUGGGGAAAAUAUUGGAUAGCUAUGAAACCAUUACGAAUAUGCUCCACCAAGAGGAGAAGUAUCGCAUGACGUAUCUAAGAUACUUUACAGAAGAUCUAGUGAGAGGCUUCAACACGGAGGUAAAAAUGCUUCAAGAAGGUUAUAUCCCAAAGUCUGUUGAAGAGCAUCUUAAGGUUUCAUUAAGAACUGGUGGGUGUCCCAUUUUAUCAUGUGCUUCUUUUGUCGGGAUGCAUGAUAUAGCAACAAAGGAUUUCUUUGAUUGGAUUUCUAGUGUACCCAAAAUGGUGCAUGCAUUUUCUGUAAUUCUCAGACUAGUAGAUGAUCUCCGGUCAUAUGAGCGAGAGCAAGUAAUCCCUCAUGUAGCUUCCACAAUCGAUAGCUACAUGAAAAAGCACAACGUCUCAGUUGAAGUGGCGCGGGAAAAGAUACACAAUCUAAAAGAGGAGUCUUGGAAAGAUUUAAAUAGCGAGUGGCUAAAUCCCAGCAAUGUGUAUCCAAAGCAACUAUUGGAGAGGAUAUUCAACUUGGCAACGACGAUGGAAUUCAUGUACAACCAAGAGGACAAUUUCACGAACUGCCACAACCUCAAGGAUACCAUUCAUUCGUUGUUGGUAGAGCCUUUUACGAUCCACAUUUAG